Messenger RNA from Cuscuta europaea, 2458 nucleotides. Lineage: Eukaryota; Viridiplantae; Streptophyta; Magnoliopsida; Solanales; Convolvulaceae. The record is from the annotation of a GenBank genome assembly.
UAUAUACACACAUGUGUGUGUGUGUAUAUAUAUAUAUAUAUAUAUACACACACACUAUUUUUCGACCCUUCGUUAUAACCCAUAAGCGAAACCAAAACUCACAUAAAAACCUUCUCCUUCGUGAGAGGAAUCCAACGGUAGAAGAAUCGUAGAAAACGGUCAUGAAACGAGAGAGAUAUCAUUCGCCGGAGUUGCAAGUUGUGGAAGCGGGUCUUUAUAAAAAGCAGAUAUUUUGUCGUAGAUAGGGGUGGAGGAGCUUCGUCUCGCCGCAAGGAUCAUUUUGCAACUUGAAUCGUCGAAAUCCGUUAGCUGUGCUCAUUUAGAGAUUGGAAUUGAAGAAGAGAAGUAGGAGCAUUUGGAUUUAAGUUAAUUUUGCGAGCAUAUCUGCCAAUCUCAACUCCAUCCCUGUCCUAAAUGGUACUAAUUUUAAGGAAUGGAAAGAAAAUAUUCUAAUAACUUUGGGCUGCAUGGAUCUUGACUUAGCAUUAAGGGUAGAGCAACCCGCUUCUCUUACGGAUGCUAGUACCCAAGAUGAAAAAAGGUACUAUGAGAAGUGGGAUCGCUCGAAUCGCUUAAGUCUUAUGAUCAUAAAGCGUGGCAUUCCAGAAUCCUUUAGGGGAGCUGUAUCCGAUGAGGUUACUAAUGCCAAGGAUUUCCUUUCUGAAAUUGAGAAACGUUUUGUUAAAAGCGAUAAGGCGGAAAUAAGCAUGUUGUUAAAAGACUUUACUUCCAAAAGGUAUUCAGGAAAAGGAAAUAUAAGGGAGUAUAUUAUGGAAAUGUCUUAUAUUGUUUCUAGGCUCAAGACACUUAAGAUUGAGAUAUCGGAAGAUGUUCUCGUACACAUAGUCUUGAACUCUCUUCCUAUUGCAUUUGAUCCUUUUAAAGUUAGUUAUAACUGCCAGAAGGAGAAGUGGUCUCUUAACGAGCUCAUUUCAUAUUGCGUGCAAGAGGAAGAGAGGAUGAAACAAAAUAAGACAGAAAGUGCUCACUUGGCUAGUACCUCUAAGGAUAAGGGUAAAAAGAGGAAUAGAACUCCCAUUAAGAAUGAAGCUGCUAAAGGUCCAGUACAGAAGAAACAUAAGGAAGGUGAAACAACUUGUUUCUUCUGUAAGAAGUCUGGACACAUGAAGAAGGAUUGUACCAAGUAUCACGCUUGGAAAGUGAAGAAAGGGUUGUCUGAGCCACCGCAAGCCAAAUGAUGCUGAAAGAUGUGUCUAUGUGGGAGAUGGCAAAGCGGUGCAUGUGGAGGCUAUUGGGCAUUUUAGAUUGUUAUUGUCUACUGGUUUCUAUUUGGAUUUAAAAGACACUUUUGUUGUUCCGUCAUUUAGGCGGAAUUUGGUUUCUGUUUCUUAUUUGGACAAAUUGGGUUAUCAUUGUUCAUUUGGAAACUUUCGGUUUCAUUUGUCUUUAAAUUCAAGUAUAGUAGGGACUGGUUCUUUUAUGUCAUAUGACAAUCUUUACAUGCUUGAAACAAUAACUUCAUAUAAUAAUGUUUUGAAUAUUGACACCCGAGGCACUAAGCGAAAGGUUGAUAAUGCACAAUCUGGUUUUUUAUGGCACAAACGAUUAGGUCACAUCUCUAAAAAUAGAGUUGAACGUCUUGUGUCUGAUGGAACACUUAAUUCCAUUGAUUUUUCUGAUUUCAAUACUUGUAUUGAGUGCAUUAAAGGAAAACAAACCAAAAUUAAGAAAAAAGGUGCAUAUAGAGCUAUGGAUGUCUUAGAAUUAAUACACACGGAUAUUUGUGGGCCAUUUCCUACUCCUUCAUGGAAUGGUCAACAAUAUUUUGUGUCAUUCAUAGACGAUUACUCUAGAUAUGCAUACUUAUUUCUUAUACAUGAAAAAUCUCAAGUCUUGGACGUGUUUAAAUCUUACAAAUCAGAAGUUGAGAAUCAACUCAACAAACGCAUAAAGAAAGUCAAAUCCGACCGUGGUGGUGAAUACUAUGGGAGGUGUGACGGCUCAGGUGAACAACGUCCAGGGCCUUUUGCCAAAUUUCUAGAGGAAUGUGGGAUUGUCCCUCAAUACACCAUGCCGGGUUCACCUAGCAUGAAUGGCGUAGCUGAGAGACGUAAUAGAACCCUUAAGGAAAUGGUAAGAAGUAUGAUUUCUCAUUCUAUCUUACCUGAAUCCCUCUGGGGUGAGGCAUUAAAGACUGCAGCUUACAUUCUUAAUCGAGUGCCAACUAAAGCAACUACUAAAACACCUUAUGAGCUUUGGACGGGUAAAAAGCCUAGUUUAAAGCAUUUUCAUAUUUGGGGUUGUCCAGCCGAGGCAAAGCCGUAUAGACCGCAUGAAAAGAAACUGGAACCCAAAACAGUUAGUAGUUACUUUAUUGGUUACUCGGAACGAUCUAGGGGAUAUAAAUUUUAUAAUCCUGAGGAUAAAAAUAUUUUUGAAACGGGAACUGCCAUAUUUUUCGAGGAUGUUGAGUUUGGGGGGAAGAAUAAAGUUAGGG